AUCCUCAAAAACAAAUCGUCACAAGUUCCAAGAAUAGUUAGUUUGCAUUACGAGAGAGAGAGAGAAGGACAAGACAUUAUUGGAGGGAUUGUGUUUUGAGAGAGGAUGUAGAGCAGGGGUAGCUGGUAGUGCUAAAAUAUUUAGGGGAAAAAGAGAGAAAGCCUUCGGAAAAUUUCCCUCUUUUCCAUGUUUUAACCAGGCCCUUUUCACAAAAUCUUGAUCCCCUCUCACACCCAUUGAUUGAUUGAGUUGUUCUUGUUUUUGCAUGUGAAAUAGCAGAAUAAGGGAAAACGAGAGGGAAAAAAAAUAAAAGAACGAGAAGGAAACCAGCCCAUGCAAGAAUAGAAAGGCUAACGUAGAUAAAGAGUUAGUUGUUUUCCGAUGGGUGGGACGAAUAAUCAAGAUUUUGUUGCUCCACCCUCCAAAGCUACGGAUCCUCCUGCUGUGAAGAAGAGGCGUUAUCAAGUUUGGAGGGGUCGCAAUAAAUUUUUGUGUGGCGGGAGAUUGAUCUUUGGUCCUGAUGGGGCAUCAAUCCUUUUAUCUGCCUUCCUCAUAGGGGGGCCUGCACUAACAUUCUGUAUCCAGAUGGUUUUUAGGAUUCCAAAAGUCGACGUUGUGUACGAGCAUGUCGUAUUAAUUGUUGGACUAGUCCUGACAGUUAUGGACUUGAUUUUUCUCUUCUUGACAUCUGCAAGAAAUCCUGGAAUAGUUCCUAGGAACUCAUGGCCUCCUGAAUCAGAUAACUCAUGUCAUUCCACUACAUCCAUGGACUGGAUCAAUGCUACAACUCCCGACUUGAAACUACCGAGAACAAAGGAUAUUUAUCUUAAUGGCUACACGAUUAAAGUGAAAUAUUGUGAUACUUGUUUGUUAUAUCGCCCACCACGUGCAUCUCAUUGCUCAAUCUGCAACAACUGUGUCCAGAGGUUUGAUCAUCACUGUCCAUGGGUUGGCCAGUGCAUCGGAGUUCGGAACUACCGGACUUUCUUCUUAUUCGUAUCAACAUCAACAAUCUUGUGCAUAUAUGUUUUCACAUUCUCUUUACUGCAGAUCAUCAACACACCAGGUGACCUAUGGACUGUUAUGUCAAGGGAUGUCAUCUCAGUCUUUCUAAUAUUUUACUGCUUCAUUGCGGUGUGGUUCGUUGGUGGGCUUAGCGUCUUCCAUUUCUAUUUGAUCUGCACCAAUCAGACAACAUAUGAGAACUUCCGGUACCGUUAUGACAAGAAAGAAAAUCCAUAUAACCAGGGGGUGUUUAAGAACCUCGUGGAAAUCUUUUUCUCGAAAUCAGUACCAUCUAUGGUCAAUUUCCGUGAAUGGGUGACUGAAGAAGAAGAUGCAGGUGUAGAAUCCAUAACUAAUAAAUUGAGUGAGGACAUUAUGAAGUCGACCAAGAAGACAGGCGCUGAACUUGCUCUGCAGGACUUGGACUAUAAGGGAAUCGAAGACAGUUUGAAGAAGGACAAUGGAGGAAAGGUUGCCCUCGAACCGUUCUUCUUGGAUCCAGCCCAAGAAGAAAAGGAUGGCACUGGAGAUAGCACCGUUGAUGGUCAUGGGACUGAGGAUAGCUCCCGUAGUACAUAAUUUGUUGUGCUUCACAGAUAAGGCUGUGAUCUGUUAUUUCUCAGAUGAGACCCGAGUGUCUGAAGAUUUAACAGUUCGAUUGACGGUCCGAAGCUACUACGAACCAGUUAAAUGUAAAGUUAAAAACGUCCUUCAUGCGUAAUAGUCGCUCUUUCUCUUCUAAAGCGAGUGGAAGAGGCGCAGCCAAAAUUUUUUGCUGCAUAUUGUGAAAGAAGACCCAAAAAAGCAGCCUUGAGUAUUGAAAUCUUGUAAAAUUCUCUCCUCAUACUGAUGUGAUAGAAUUGAUUCUGUCGGUAUUAUCAUCCUCUUUUUUUGUUUGUUCAAAGUAGGAUCUAUAUAUUAUUUCGUCACACCAGGAAAAUCUAUUGAAGAAUUAUUACAGCAUGUCUUUGGAGGGAUCAAUAAAAGGGAAUGUAAUGCUUCUGGAUUGGAGUGGAAAAAGGCAAAAGGCACAAGAGAAUUUUGUUGCAGCAUUGUUUAUGUUUUGUCCCUGCUGAGUCUAUGAGCAGCAGUCUUUCUUGUUUACCACUGGGCUGAUUGAGACAGACAGACACACAGUCUUUUAACAACUCUGUCUUGCUUCAAUCACAACAUUGUUGUCUAUUUUUGGCUCUUCUAUGGCAAGGGGUUGGGGUUCGGGUGCACCUAGGACCCGUCCAAGUUCAA
Messenger RNA from Sesamum indicum (sesame), 2250 nucleotides. RefSeq names its product putative protein S-acyltransferase 1. NCBI's taxonomy places the organism in Eukaryota, Viridiplantae, Streptophyta, Magnoliopsida, Lamiales, Pedaliaceae. Gene Ontology annotation, molecular function: protein-cysteine S-palmitoyltransferase activity. Gene Ontology annotation, cellular component: endoplasmic reticulum; Golgi apparatus. The record is from RefSeq and is a predicted model, not a curated record. Gene Ontology annotation, biological process: peptidyl-L-cysteine S-palmitoylation; protein targeting to membrane.